Molecule: messenger RNA, 870 nt
Organism: Lactuca virosa
Lineage: Eukaryota; Viridiplantae; Streptophyta; Magnoliopsida; Asterales; Asteraceae
Source: the annotation of a GenBank genome assembly
AUGGUGACGACUACGAUUCCAGAUCCAUUACUCCUGGUGUGGCUAGGUCAGAUUCGAUGUAUUCCAAAUGAGGUUACGGAGGCCGGAGGAGGUGAUAGCAUGUCUGUAAAGAUUCGGUUUCGGCUAUUGAGUGAACGAGAGUAUCAGAGAGGAGACAAAAUUUCUUGGUACACCAACGGAGAUAAGCUUGUUCGAAACGAGUACAAUCCAAUGAAAUCCUAUGCAUUUGGCACUGUCUUUGCUUAUAGUGUUACAAGUAGUGGGAAGACACAUACAAUGCAUGUCAUCAAUAAUUUGCUCGAUGCAGCUGCAUACAAACCUGCGUGUUCAAGAAGAUGCACAGAUAAGUUUAGAUACAAAAUUGAGCCAAACAACGAUAACAUCCCACCUCAUGUUCUGCAAGUUAUUGAAGAAGAAUUGAAAAAACUACAACUUUUGGAAGCCGAUUCAAUGAUAAGAACUUUAAUGUUUGUACAAGCUCAACAAAUUCUUGAUGAGGAUCAAUAUGGUUUAACUGAUGUUGAAGAGAGGAUACUGGAGUUUAUUGCAGUGAGAAAACUAAGAGGAACAUCACUAGAAAAAAUCAUUUGCCUUUCUGGUCCUCCUGGAGUGGGUAAAACCAACAUAGGUCAUUCGAUUGCACGUGCUUUGAAUAGAAAGUUAUAUAGGUUUUCUGUUGGUGGAUUGUCUGAUGUGGCUGGAAUCAAGGGACAUAGGAGGACUUAUAUAGGUGCAAUGCCUGGGAAAAUGGUGCAGUGUCUGAAGAGUGUGGGAACAACAAACCCUCGUGUUCUAAUUGAUGAGAUUGAUAAGUUGGGCAGGGGACAUGCGGUUGAUCCUGUAAGUGCUAUGUUGGAGCUGCUUAAUUAA